Molecule: messenger RNA, 574 nt
Organism: Cyprinodon variegatus (sheepshead minnow)
Lineage: Eukaryota; Metazoa; Chordata; Actinopteri; Cyprinodontiformes; Cyprinodontidae
Gene: rbis
Product: chromosome unknown open reading frame, human C8orf59
Exons: 4
Coding region: 80-376 (98 amino acids)
Biological process (GO): ribosome biogenesis
Cellular component (GO): nucleolus
Source: RefSeq, a predicted model, not a curated record
GUCGCAUGCAAGUGACGUAACAGGCAUGGCACGUUUGUAGCACAUGAAUUCACAAACAUUACUCCAGAAAUAACGUAAUAUGGGGAAGAACAAACAGAAAGGAAAAAAACAGCAGAACGUCUUCGAAGUGGCAAACAGGCAUCUGAGGAUGAAGAAGAAAGCGAAACCUGUCACAACGGCUCUGAAAAACAUCAAUGCAGUGAAAAAUGAGAAGGUGGAGAACCUAAACCAGAUAUUUACAGAGAUCCAGAGGGACGUGCAGAGCAUUUCAAAGGCUGUUGCUCCUCAAACAAAGAAACAAACACAGGUUCCUAAAGAGCCACCAAAGGAACCGGCAAAUGUUGACAGCGCUGCUCAGCUCUUCUCUCAGCUUUAAUGGAUUGGUGCUGAUGGCGAAUUCAUCAUUAAAUGUCCAAACAAGGACUACAGAAAUUAUUUUAGUAUAAAGAUGUUAAAAUCUUGGCUGUAGCUGAUGAAGUUUGUACACUUGCAGUAUAGAGGAAGAUUGUUGUCUUAAUUUGUUCUUGAUUCAUUUUUUCAUUUUGCACAGAAUAAAAAUUGAACGAUAAACUGC